Molecule: messenger RNA, 1101 nt
Organism: Vitrella brassicaformis
Lineage: Eukaryota; Vitrellaceae
Source: the annotation of a GenBank genome assembly
CCCACCCCCUUAGAGCUUCUCCAAAUCUUCGGGUCGUCUCUGCCAAAUGAAGGUUGACGGAGCAUUCAUUGUCCUGUUGGUGUCUAGCUACAUCUUCUGCUGCUUGGACACUCUCGCAUCGGCCUUCCUUGUGCCAUCCUCAACAUCAGCAAGGCGGCCAUUGAGGCCCGCAAAGAGAGAUCUGAGGGUGCACUCAUCUUCUCGCGUCAUCGGUAAUGCUCGUGCUGUUGCUCAGGAGGUUUGUUGUGGAGCAUCAGGGGACAGUGAUGGUGCCGUCGACCGUCGCUCUCUUAUCGGUCCUUCUGUGGCUGCACUGGUGGCUCUCGGAUUAGGCGGGAGAAGGGCGUGGGCGAUUGACAUGGAAACGUACGAGUUUGCAAAGGUGGCAUUAUUCGUCAUCAGCAAGGAGAUAGGUCGGGUCAGCCCUUGGGACGAAGGCACACAGUCAUCCACACAUUGAUCUGUAUGUGUGUGUGUGUGUGUGUGUGUGUGGAUAGAGGGCGGCAACAUCGAGAGGAUGAAGAAGGACAUCGACAAAGGCAAGGCGCGCGCACACACAGACAGACACACACACACCAGACAACCCAGAGAGUAUCACGUGUGUGUGUGUGUGUGAUUGCUUCCCUCUCCCCGCCUGGCCAUCCGUCCACUUACAGGCAACUUUGAGGAUUUGAUCGCCUUCACCCGUAAGUACAACGGGGUGCUGUCUCAGGAGAUGAGCAACGCCAACAAGAUCUUUACAGACGAGGCCAAGAAGGAGGGCAAGUCGCUCAAGGAGAAGGCGCGGGAUCACCUUAUCGAGAUCAACCAAUCGGCGAGGCGGCGCUCCGCUGAGGGGUGCAACGCUGGCCUCGAGGGCCUCAAGAAGGACUUGGUUGACUUCACCCAGCUGGCGCAAGUCGAGCCACCGUCAUGAUGCGAUGCACAUGCUCAUUGAUUGGUGUGCAGAGAUGGAUAGAUUGCAUUGGAUGGAGUGGUUGAUGGAUGGAUGGAGAGUCCACAGACAUGAAUGACACACAUGACAUGGCCGGCCGGCCGGCAAGACUAAAACUACUCACUGUACACCACAUCACGUCACGUCACACGUACGUCAGUCACUAA